GGACAAACAAAUUUUCCGUAACCGUUGGUUUCGGUUCGAUUUACUCUUUUCUGCAAUGUGACCAUCAUUUGGGCCAAAUUUUCUUGCAUACCUAGGAACAUGAACUAGGUAAAAAUCAUGUUUAAAUUGUCCCCUUGCAUAAUCAAGCAUCAUGGCUCGAUGAAGUAUUUGAAGUAUGUUAUCUUCAUCUCGCGACAAAAGGGGUCUAAAUCAAGAAAAACUUCAACAAAAAUUUUAGCUGCUGCAUCAUCUUCUGUUAUAAAGCCUGCAGAAGAAUUUGAUAAUGAUGAAAGUACCAUAGCAAAGAGAAAAGUUGAUUUUCAUUUUUUAAAUGAUCCACAUUCUAAGAAAUCUUCAUUAGGAGAAGAAGAUGUAGUUAAUUCUCAACUUCAUCAGCAUUUAAAGCCUGUUAUUAAACCAGAUGUGACAGCUUCCUUAUCUGAUACAUUAGAAAAAAAUGUACCCACAACAGAGAAGGAAGGUGUUAAAUUGCUAAAUACAGUAAAGCCUGCAGAUCUAGAUUGGCGGAAGCAAGUUUUAGAUAUUAAAUUAUUACCUCAUUAUUACAAAAAUCUGUCAAAAUUCAGGCUGACUGGUCUGGUGGUUCUUACUACCUUAGCAGGAUAUGGAAUGGCUCCUGGAGCAUUUGAGCCUGUUACAUUUACAUGUAUGGUUUUAGGAACUGCUCUUUCCUCAGCUGCUGCCAAUGCUGUCAAUCAAGUUUUAGAAGUACCUUAUGAUUCUCAAAUGAAUAGAACUAAAAACAGAGUUUUAAUCCGUGGAUAUUUGACACCUCUUCAUGCAUCAACAUUUGCUGUUUGUUGUGCAAGUAUUGGUUUAACAACCCUUUAUCUUGGUACAAAUACUUUAACAGCUACAUUAGGAGCUGCAAAUCUUAUCCUGUAUACUAGCAUUUAUACUCCAAUGAAAAGAUUCAGUAUUGCUAACACAUGGCUGGGUUCUGUAGUUGGAGCAAUCCCUCCUUUGAUGGGUUGGGCUGCUUGUACUGGAAGUUUAAGUGCAGGUGCAGUUCUGAUGGGUGCCAUUCUAUAUUCAUGGCAAUUUCCACAUUUUAAUGCACUAUCAUGGGCCUUACGACCAGAUUAUUCAAGAGCAGGAUACCGUAUGACAUCUGUGAUUGAUCCCGCUAUGUGCCGUCGUGUGGCUUUGCGUCACAGUGUUGGUCUACUUGUUCUUUGCAGUUGUGCACCUCUCCUUGAUCUAACUACAUGGACUUUUGCUUUUGAUUCUUUCCCCCUAAACUGUUAUUUAAUUUAUCGUGCUUGGAAAUUUUACAAAGAUGGUGACAAUCACAGUUCUCGGAAAUUAUUUCGUCUCAGCCUGGUUCACCUGCCUGCAUUGAUGUUCUUGAUGCUUAUAGGAAAAAAAUAUUCUUCUAAAGACGAUAAACAGGAAAAAGUAUCUUGAUGAAUUCUAAUUUAUUAAGUAAUAAUGAUGUAAAUAGGAAUUGUAAAGUGCACAAAUCAGUAAAGAUUAAUUUAUUUGAGCAGUUAAUAAAAUCAUAUUCAGAGA
Messenger RNA from Argiope bruennichi, 1533 nucleotides. RefSeq names its product protoheme IX farnesyltransferase, mitochondrial-like (gene Cox10). Gene Ontology annotation, biological process: heme biosynthetic process. Bases 118 to 1428 code for a protein of 436 amino acids. The record is from RefSeq and is a predicted model, not a curated record. Gene Ontology annotation, cellular component: membrane; mitochondrion. Lineage: Eukaryota; Metazoa; Arthropoda; Arachnida; Araneae; Araneidae. Gene Ontology annotation, molecular function: protoheme IX farnesyltransferase activity. The transcript is spliced from 7 exons.